Molecule: messenger RNA, 951 nt
Organism: Cylindrotheca closterium
Lineage: Eukaryota; Bacillariophyta; Bacillariophyceae; Bacillariales; Bacillariaceae
Source: the annotation of a GenBank genome assembly
AUGGCCUGGGCAACAACUUUCUGUGUCUGGGCUCGGUAUGAGACUCAUGGUGACUUUGAUGUCUUUGCACUUGACGCCGCUGGCGUGGGAGACCAAGUUCGAGACCAGUCAGUGUUGGCUUCCUUUGCCAUUUUCGAAAAGAUAUGGUCGGUUCUCAUGGAUUUGACGACCUUUCUGUUGACCUUUUUUGUCAGUCAGUCUUGGACAUAUUGGCAGAACUUUAUUGGCGUUAGUCGUGGUAUCCAAGGUCGAUUUAAUUCCAUUCAAAUGUUGCUGACCUCGCAUGCAGCCAGGGAUGGCAAGACGGGUACCUACACUCCUGAAGCUGAAGCUUUCUUGAGAGACAUGGCACAGCGUUUGAAACUGUUUCACACACUACAUUGGGCAUCUCAAUCUCGUCGAUUUUACCCCCUUUUGACUAAUAAAGGAUGGGAUCGCAUGGUGGUCCGAGGGCUUUUGAGUGAUGAAGAGCGGCAACGACUUCAUGAAUUGAAACUGUCUCCGACCCAAAAACACGUGGGUGUACUUCAGAGUAUGGUAGUGAGAAGUCAAAAGGCAAUGGGAGACAAGAAAGUAACUUGUACACAAGCUUACUUCGAAGAGAAAGUAUUAGAGGAGUUUUGUACGCUGCGAGGGACCUCGGGGACCAUCGCAGAUCUUGUGGCAGGUAGAAUGCCGUUGGCCUAUGUUCACUUUGUAGAAUUACUAGUGGAUUCGUUUUUGGUCUUGGCACCCAUUGCCAAGUAUUCCGAAUUGGGUAUCUAUUCCGUAUUGUUGAUUGGUGUCUUGACUUUCUUUUACCAUGGAUUAUUGGUACUCGCCAAGGUAUUCUUGGAUCCGUUAGACAAUGAGCAAUAUAAAGAAGGGGUCGUCUAUCUUGACUUGGCAGUGCUGCUUCGAGAAAGCAAUGGCGGAAUCGAGAAGUACAUUGAUGCCGCUGAAACGAUUUAA